This is a messenger RNA of Nerophis lumbriciformis (worm pipefish), 2008 nucleotides long. RefSeq names its product potassium channel tetramerization domain containing 7 (gene kctd7). The record is from RefSeq and is a predicted model, not a curated record. Gene Ontology annotation, cellular component: plasma membrane. Gene Ontology annotation, biological process: membrane hyperpolarization; positive regulation of transporter activity; protein homooligomerization. Lineage: Eukaryota; Metazoa; Chordata; Actinopteri; Syngnathiformes; Syngnathidae. Gene Ontology annotation, molecular function: protein binding.
AAUUGUAGUCUAGGUACAUGAGUGUUUACUUCCUGGUCGGCGUCAUCGCUAAAAAACGAGCGUGCGUCGACGUGAUGACGUCACAGAUCAGCGCCGCCAUAGUACGUACGAGCUGAAACGCUGGCAACGUUGGGAUGAAAUACACAACACGCCCACUCCUAAACUGCUUAUAUUUAUUAGAAAAAGAGUCGCCAUUAGCUGGUUUAACGCCGGGCUGAGACACGAAGUCGUCGUCGGGUUUGUUCGGAGUUUAGUGUGUGGCUGCGCGACUCCCAACAUUGCCAAUAUUGCUAUUGUUGAUGCUAGCAAUAGCGGCUGGUGCACUCUCCUCAUCAGCGCAUGCAGCAGAAUGGCGCCAGCGGCUCCAGCAUGUGUGAUGGCGGCAGGGAGCGACUGUCCCCCUCCAGGAGUUCCCUGCCCGCCGCCACUUCUCGGGUGAGACGCUUCAUCCAGGAGCGGCGGACGCUGCCGCUGCCCAGAGUGAUGGUGGUGUUUUCGGCCGCGGGUGACUCGGAGAAGCCGAGCGAUGCCACGGAGGCGGGCUCGCAGGGGACGGACGACGACGACUUCCGGAAGCCGGCGGCGAGCCUCGCCUGGAGCAAGCCCGCCCUCUCCCCGCCUGAGGCCGGACAGGAGCAGGAGUUCCCAGAGGUAAUCUCUCUGAAUGUGGGCGGCACCUUCUUCACCACCCGCCUGUCCACGCUGCGCCGCUACGACGACACCAUGCUGGCCGCCAUGUUCAGCGGGCGCCAUCAUAUCCCACGUGACGCCGAGGGGCGCUUCUUCAUCGAUCGGGAUGGCGCAUACUUUGGGGACAUCCUGAACUUCCUCCGUGAGGGCGAGCUGCCUCGCAGGGAGCGAGUGAGGGCGGUGCACAGGGAGGCGCAGUACUACUCCAUCGGACCCCUGCUGGACCACUUAGAGGACGCUCAGCCGCUCACAGGGGAGAAGGUGCGACAGGCCUUCCUUGACCUGCUGCCCUACUACAAAGACAAUCUGGAGCGCAUCGUGGAGAUCGCCAAGCUGAGGGCCAUGCAGAAGAAAGCGCGCUUCGCCAAGCUGAAGGUGUGCGUCUACAAGGAGGAGAUGCCCAUCACGCCGUACGAGCGGCCGCUCUUCAACUCGCUGCGCUUCGAGCGCUCGGACGGCGAGGCCAAGCUCUUCGAGCACCACUGCGAGGUGGACGUGUCCUUCGGGCCCUGGGAGGCGGUGGCCGACGUCUACGACCUGCUGCACUGCAUCGUGGGCGACCUGGCCGAGCGCGGCAUCGCCGCCGAGCAGCAGUGCAUCGGCGUGUGCGACAAGCACCUCAUCAACCACUACUACUGCAAGAGACCCAUCUACGAGUUCAAGAUCACCUGGUGGUGACGCCGCAAUGUUUCACCUUCAAAGUUGCCUGUCUCCAACUGUCACCUGCUUUUCUUGUCAUUCCAGCACGGCCUUUAUUACCUCAUCUGUUGUCCUCAAUACACUGCUGCUGGAGCCUAUCCCAGCUGAUUCUGAGGACAAGAGGCGGGGUUACACUCUGAACUGAUGGCUAGUCCGCACAACACACACACACACACUCUUAUAUAUAAUUUAUAUAUGUAUAAAUCUAUAUAUGUAUACAUCUAUUUAUACAUAUGUAUGUGUAUAUAUACAUGUAUGUAUGUAUAUAUCAGGGGUGUCCAAACUUUUUCCAGCGAGGGCCGCAUAAAUAUGGCACAUUUUGUACAUUAAAACCUCUAAAGGCCUUAGUGGCCACAUGUGUGGACAGCACCUUUUAGCUCUUAUUGCCAAAAUUGUGUACACUACUGAAUCGGGGUCUUAUGCCGACAUAUGGACACUUAUACUGCUAUCUGGUGGUGUCAGAAGAGUAUAACAUACAAUGGAAUUUGGAAAAAAAAGUGUAAAAAUUAAAAUUUGCAUGUCACUUCACAUGAAGUACACGUUUGUGUACUUAUGGACUAAGUACCGUAUUUUUCGGACUAUAAGUCGCAGUUUUUUACAUAGUUUGUCGGGGGGUGCG